Molecule: messenger RNA, 1081 nt
Organism: Rhopilema esculentum
Lineage: Eukaryota; Metazoa; Cnidaria; Scyphozoa; Rhizostomeae; Rhizostomatidae
Source: RefSeq, a predicted model, not a curated record
UUCAGUAUUGAAAAAGAGCACUGCUGAGGUGAAGCUCAAAACUUCUGUUACAUCUUAACAAAUCAGAAUUUAAACUGCAGAAAAUGCAAAUUUUGAUUUUCUUCUUUCUUGCUGUCCAACUUUGCCAAAUCAAUUCGGCAUUGGCAGAAAGUCAGCCAGCAGUUCAUGUCAAAGCCAUACCAAGAUCUUGUCUUGACUACCUGAGAGACGGGACAACAACGAAUGGAUACUACUCUAUUGCCGGACCAAACGGGGAAUCUAUUCAUGUCUAUUGCGACUUCACUUCAGAACCAGGCUCAGCAUGGACCCUGGCUGUUUCAUGGACCUCAUUAAACAGCAACAUGGCUGCCUUCAGAAGCACACCCUUCUCUGUGGAUAUGCCAGUUAACGAAAGAACGCCAAAUUGGGUGGCUUACAGGCUCUCAAAAGCUCAAAUGCUUUCUAUCAAGGCCCAUUCAACGCACUGGAGGGCUACAUGCAGUUAUAACAGAUUGAGUAAUAGCGUCGACUUCACCGAUUACGUUAGAGCAAACUUAAAGGCCAUUGAUAUCACGUCCUAUCUUGGGCAUGGAAUAUGCAAGAAAGUUGAAUACAUCAACAUUCGUGGUCAUGCAGCCUAUCAGAAGACCGCUAGGUUUUGGCAAGUGCUGAAUACAUAUUUUCUACACAUUGACAGUUCCAUUUCGGGCGAUACUUGUGAGUUUGGAGCAAAGCUAGGAGCAGCUACGAGUGAAGACAAUUUUGGGUUUUAUGAUUCACGAAACAAGAACUUCAGAUGCACUGCUUAUCCAGAAUCAACCACCCAGUACUGGUUUGGUGGCUACUUAUGAAGCAAUGACUUCAAUCUUUGAUUUUCAGAUUUAUUUAGCUGUCCUUUACACUUAUAUUUGACAAUAUGUUUUCAAAUUAACUAAGGUUUCUUUUUACUUAUAUUUCAUGACACGGCAAGUAGCAGUGAAUUUCUGCUCUCUCUCUCUAUCAAGAUUGACUGAUGUGUUGUUCAAGAGAACUCCUUGUCCAGCGUAAUUUUCUCUACUUUGCUAAUGUUUUUGCUCUUGUUUAAUGAGAAUUUAUUCCUUGC